AUGAUCAGAGAAUGGGAGAAUGGCUGUCAGAAGACUGGAAAACAGAGGGCUAGAGAUUCAAGGGCCCAAGAAAGGAUGACUACAGAGGGGAAGUCAAAUAAGAAUGGAACACCAGUCCAAGUAUUCAAUAUAAGCGAUUCCUUUCAGGAUAAAGACUCCCUGUGCUGCCAGGGGGAUCUAUGUUCUGCUUCACCAUUGGAGAUAUGGACCAAAUUCUACAAAUCAGACCCACGCAUUGCCCUCGGAAAAUACUCCCCCUUGGAAAAAGAGAUCCUACGUCUAGGUGGUGUUCACACCAUAGCAGCCAGGAGGUUCCUGACUUAUAAACAAGAGGAAGAACGGAAAAUGCUCAAGGAACUACAGGUGCUGUCUUCAGACUAUAAACGGGCGGUAGAAUAUAGAAAGCAACUCAGCCCUCCUUGUGCCCCCUGUGGACCCCUAGAAAAAAUAUGGACGGCAAAGGUGACGGUGUCCCCCGAGGAAUUCAAAAUGCCACAACGGGAGAGGCUGAACAUCAGCAAGCACAUAGAACGAAUGCAGCUCGCUCGAGCCCUGAGGAAUAAGCAGCUUUUACCCUACAUUGAAAGAUUUAGGAGCUCUUCGCUUCUGUCUGGAGGAGGCCUGGGCCUCCCGGCAAGAGGCAAAACUGGGGAAGGCAAGGAUGACCGAGACGCCGAUCACUGCGACGACGCCCAUCAAGAGAAGAGAGAUGAGGCAGAGAGCAAAACCACGGAAAGACAGGAAAAAAACGUAAUUUUCAAGUCAGAAGAACCAAAAAAAUGUGUAACGUACCAUCCAAAUGACCUAAAACCAUUCCUCCCCCGCAAAAAAGCAGAACGAUCCAUCGCUGGCUUAACAAACGGAAAUCUUUUGCACCUGGCCGAAUUCCCUGGAGACCUAAUGCUGAUGAAUCAGGAUUUUAUAUCACGGGGAAUCCACCCCAGUGAUGUGUCAAAGGCCAGCUGCCUGGAAGAAGGCAGUGCCUGGAAAGAGUACAUGCACAAAGCUGCUACCCACCAUUAUUAA
Molecule: messenger RNA, 1026 nt
Organism: Mesoplodon densirostris (Blainville's beaked whale)
Lineage: Eukaryota; Metazoa; Chordata; Mammalia; Artiodactyla; Ziphiidae
Gene: C1H10orf120
Product: chromosome 1 C10orf120 homolog
Source: RefSeq, a predicted model, not a curated record